AUGGGAAUCGAGGUUGGUUCACUUUUCCGAUUGACUUAUUUUUUGUUCUCUUCAUAUUUUUUUAUAAUUUCAAUAUAUUUUUCCGAAGUUUUUUUAAGUUAGUUCAGGGUCUUUAUUUAAAACUCAACUACGUAAAAAUUCAAUUUUUGACUUUUUAAUAACUCGUAGUAGAAACUUCCUAAAGAAAAUGAGCAUUUUUCCAAAUUUUAACUCAACUUUAUACUGAAAUCACUUCAAAACUUCCCAAAAAACAGGUCCCUUAAGGAUAUUCCCUGAAGUGGUCCCUUAAUGGUAUUAUUUUCCGUUCAUCUCGAUUUUCUACUGGAUGAAUAUGGAAAAAACCUCAUUUUCGGAAAAAAAAUGAAUUUUCAGAGAUAUCAAAAUAAACUUCAAACUUCUCCUUUUUCAACUGAUUCGUAAACUGCAAACAAUUAACUCCAUUUUGAGUAGUGAAAAUUCAUUUUGAAACGAGAAAAGGCCGACCCGAAUGCAUAUAGGUACCCCUCUGCGUAAGUCGCUGCGAGUCGGCCGCACCAAAAUAGCACCCUUUUUGCAUUUCCUUCUGUCAUCAGCUUUGCGCUGGGGCGAUAACGUGACCAAUGAGGCUCUGCCGAGGUGCGUUUAUUGCUGGUUGAAAACUUUUCCCAAUUGCCCGCGAUGGCCUCUGAAAUACGAGUGCCAUACGCAAUUUUUGAACGGCCUAAGAGGCCAGAAUGACGAAUUUAACAGCGUAGGACGCUCUGAGAAUACGGACGUUUCUCUUAACUGGGAAAAAGUUUUCGAAAUUCCCGAUUUCGAUAAGACAUUAUUAGUCAAAAAUUGAAAGAAAACUAAAAAAAAUGUUAAAUUGAAGAAAAUCUGCUCCGAUGAGAAAACUUGUUUAAUUUCCAGUAUUUUUCCACCUCUGAGGUCUAUUUUUGAACAGAGAGAACUAGAAAAACCGAAAAUCACUAAAAUGGCAACUUCAAUCCUUUUCCGAUGACUUAAGGAACCUUAGGUCAUCUCAAAUGACCACUUGCUUAUCAAUGGAGCAACCUUUGCAGUGGUACCGGGAACAGUUCGAUCAGCUGACGUCAUCAUCCGGCGUUGUUCCUUCGGCGCCGUGUCUCGAGGAGGAUGAUGACGUCAUCAAGACCCCUCCAGUGCCUCCUCGGAAGGUCCAUGAAAGUCCGAAAAGCCGCGCACCCCCCUCUCCACUGCCACGAGCUGAAUCUCGAGCCCAAGUCCCAAUAUCCCCUCCAAAACCGACUGAAAGGACAUUGAAGCCUCCGUUAUUACCUCCAAAACCAACCAAAACUACCUUGAUACCUCCAAUUUUACCUCCAAAACCGAGAUCUUUGUGUAUUGAACGAUUGUAAAUAUUUUCAAUUAAUAAAAGUUUUGAUUUCGAACCGAUGACUUGAGUACCGAGUGGCACCCAAAAAUUUAUAAAAACUAUUUUUCAGGUUUUUUUCUGACUUGACAAAAUAUGGAGUCAAAAAGCUGAAAAAAGAGAAAAUUAUUUAAAACUUGAAUAACUUUAGUUUGCCACCCGUAUCAUCUUCGGCUUAAAAGAAUAACUUUUAGAAAUAUAUUUAGGAGAUUAGGAACUCCAGAGUGGCCCCUAUAGGGGCAACCUUAGGGCCCGCGGAGAGACCCCUCUAGGGACCCCUUUAAUAACCCUUAUAGGGUUCACUAAAACUUGAAAAAGUGGUCCCUAGAGAAGACAAAUUGAACGACCCCUAUAGGGACCACUUAAGCUUUAGGGGCUAAUGGGUCAGACCCUAAACCCCUAUAACCCCUAUAUACCACCUUGAUUUCACCCUAUAGGGACCACUUCUUCGAGCCCUAUAGGGGCUGUUCUCCCCCCUAACCUCUAUAGAGACCACUCAAAGGUUCCUAAGAUUGUCAUUUCUACCGGGAAAACUGGAAUUUCAAACAUUAAAUGGGGCCACUGAAGCUUGAAAAAGUGAUCCCUAUAUGGGACAUAUUGUUCAACCCCUGGAGGGACCACUUGAGCUUUGGGGGCAAAGAGGUCAUACCCUAAACUUCUAUAGGGACUACCUUGAUUCUACCCCUAUAGGAACCCCUUUUUCGUUUCCUACAGGGGUUUUUUCCCCCUAACCCCUAUAGGGACCACUCUAAGGUUCCUAAGAUCGUCAUUUCUACCGGGAAAUCUGGAUUUUCAACUUUUUUCUCUCGUUUUUUGAAAUUUCAAAUCACGAGUUCCGCAACUUGAAAAAGUCAUCUUGAUAAUCGAUUAUUUCUCAACUCUCUGAUAUCAAUUUCAUCUUAUCAUCUCAACUUUUCAUUCGUCUCCGUUUUGACUCAUUUGCCGCGAUUUUGCGCACGUCUUGCGUUCUAAUUUGAUUAAUAACACAUUUUUAGGAAAAAUGGGCGUACCCGGAACCGCUCCCACGGCUUACGAUUUGCCGCCUCCUUACGGUUAGUUUAAAAUUGAGUUUUUUUCUUGGUUUUCGCAAUAUUUUCUAUCGGUUCUUUCUGAAAUUGAACGUUCUGAUUUGACGCGUGCGGUCGCGUAGCGGUUUCCUUCGUAAACUCAAGUUUACACGGUUACUUGGUCUCAAGCUUAUUCAUCGAGUAUUUCAUGAUUUUUGAACCCUUAUUUCUCGUAAUCAAAGCAGUAUCGAGAGAUUUGUUGACCAUUCUCUUCAAAAAAUACAGAAAUUUCCUUGAGCUUGCAUAGAGAGAUCAAAUUUAAACCAAAAUAAUGUUUUUUCAAGGCUUAUAGUCAUUUCUGUGUCAAAAUUGGCUUCCAAAUUUUUUAGAGAUUUCAAAUCUUUUUGGUGAAACAGUACAAUGUCGAAAGUAGUUCACAUUAUAGUCUGUGUGCCACGACUUGAAAUUUCACGGAACGACAUUCCGCUGUUCCGCUGCGUGCGUUCGCAGAGCGUCUUUCGAAUCUCGGUCGCGCUUUUAAUUGAAUUUUAUUGCUGUGGGAGCACAUGAAAGUAGAGUACCUUAAUAAAAAAAAGCGCCACCAAGGUUUGCAAAGGCGCGCAGCGGCACAGCGGAAUGUCGUUUGGUGAAAUUCCAAGUCGUGGUUCACAGACUAUACGGGAUAUUUUUCUGUUUUGACGCGUGCGGUCGCGUAGCGGUUUCCUUCGUAAAUUCAGGUUUUCAUGGUUGCUUGUCCUCAAGCUUAUUUAUAGAGUAUAUCGCGGUCUUUUAACCCUUAUUUCUCAUAAUCAAAGCAGUACGAGUUUUGUUGAACUUUUCAAAAAUUACAAAAUUAACCUUAUGUUUGCACAGAGAGAUCGAAUUUGAACUAAAAAUGAAGUUUUUGCAACACUUAUAGUCAUUUCUGUGUGAGAAUAGGCUUCUAAACUUUCGAAAAUUUCCGAAAAUCCUCCCCAUUAACAUCAAAAUUUGACUAGGGAACUAUUUUUAUCACGCUGAUUCCAAAUCUGGUCUCAAAAACUGCCCUCGAGGCCUGUGGGAAAAGUUAGGGGCCCUCAAAAGUUGUGUCUCCGAUUGAGCUAGUUUUUGGAUGGUAUAGCCUGUUCAGAUGUCAAGUUCUCGCUCAAGCUCCGCCCCUAAUGGUACGAUAAACCGAUCAGAGAGCGAGCCGUUCACAGAGUGUUUUCGAAUGACGUCAUUGCACCUAAAAAUCUGAACAGACUAUAUAUAGUCCUUGUUCCCUUUGUCACAAAUGAGUUCAUAUAAGUUUAAAAAAACGUUUUCGGUUGAUUUUUCCAUUUGAAGUGUUCUUUCUACGCAAAAACCUUGAAUUUUCCAACUUUAAGGCCUAAAACUUUUCACAGCCGCACGUGGAACAGCUACGAAAAUCCUUACUUUCCGAGAUGUUUGAUCCAAUUUCAAUUUGAAUAUAGCUUAUUCACGGCUGGCUUGAGCCAUUGAAAAAAGGGUAGGAGACAGUGACUGGUUAGUGGAGAGCGCAGACAGGCCACGCCCCAUUAAGCGUCUCAAGCUAGCCGUGAAUCGACUAUAGUAUAAAUUUUCUAUUUCACGAGAGGUUUUUUACAGAAGAGGUCCAAUCACAACCCAGUUUUAACCCUCAGCCUCCGCCUCAGCCUCGGCCUCAGCCUCAGCCCCAGCCUCAGCCUCAGCCUCAGCCUCCGCCUCAGCCUCAAGCUCAACCUCAACCUCAACCUCAGCGUCCAGCUCAAGCUCAAGCUCAACCCCCACCCCCGGGCUUCGUCCAGCCGCCCGGUCAAAACCAAAACAACUACCGCGUUUAUGUCAUACCCCAACAAACUCAACCUACCGAAGUUCGCAGAACUAUCUACGUUCAAUCGAGUGCAAGUGAGUUUUGAGAACAUUUUUUCAAGUAUUUUUACACUAAAAAUUCUCCAAAAAAUCAGAAUUUGGCCUUUUAAAGUACCAAAAUUUUCAAAUAACACUUUUUUUUACACCAAAAAUUCUACAAAAAUCCGAAAAUUGGCUUUUUUAAAGUACUAAAAGUUUGAUAUAACACUUUUUUUACACCCAAAACUCUCAAAAAGUCGAAAUUUGGCCUUUUUGAAAGACCAAAAGUUUCAAAUAACACUUUUUUUACACCAAAAAAAUUCUACAAAAAAAUCCAAAAAAAUUGGCUUUUUUUAAAGUACUAAAAAGUUUGAUGUAACACUUUUUUACACCCAAAACUCUCAAAAAGUCGAAAAUUUGGCCUUUUGAAAGACCAAAAGUUUCAAAUAACACUUUUUUUUUACACCAAAAAUUCUACAAAAAUCCGAAAAUUGGCUUUUUUAAAGUACUAAAAGUUUGAUAUAACACUUUUUUUACACCCAAAACUCUUGAAAAGUUAAUUUUUGGCCUUUUUAAGGUUCCGAAACCUUGAAGAUAUACUGUUUUACACCCAAAGCUCUCAAAAAAACCCAGAAAUUGGCCCAAGUUCCAAAAAUCCGUUAACGUCAUAAAAUCAACCAUUUUUACACCGUUCUUUUAUCACAGAAAAAUGAAAUCUGCAUUAAUCAUCCGCUUAAAGGCAUAGGGGCUGUAAAAACGGUGUUUCAGUUCAAAACAGUAUUUUGUAGAGAUUUUGAUUGUGAAUCCAAAGGUUAACUUGAAAACGUACAGAACUUCUUAGUUUUGGAGAAAAACUAAUUCAAAGUCGGAAAUAGGAAAGUUCCCGCCAAUAAGGCGUUUUGCAGUAAAGUUGCUCUAUGGACAACACUUUUUUCUCCAAAAGUAGUCAAAUUUGUAUUUUUUUGAGUACACCGUUCGAUUCGCAAUAAAAAAAACUCUACAAAGUACUGCUUUGAAUUGCAAACCGUUUUUUACUGCCCCUAUGCCUUUCAAUUUUCGAAAAAUCCAUUAUUUUCAGAUCAACGAGCCCAACUUGCCCAAACACGACGGAGAAGGCAGAUUAUGCUCGGAUGUUUUCUAUUGCUUCUAA
This is a messenger RNA of Caenorhabditis auriculariae, 5359 nucleotides long. Lineage: Eukaryota; Metazoa; Nematoda; Chromadorea; Rhabditida; Rhabditidae. The record is from the annotation of a GenBank genome assembly.